UGAGCUGUAGGAAGUUGCUUGACAUCCACCCCUCAAUUGCAGACAGACAUGUGAUGAGGGUGUUUACAUUUUCCAUUUUGACGGGUUUGAAAGAGAAACAUAUCUGGAUAUCAUCUGCAUAACAAUGAUACGAGACACCCUCAAAUUGGCUAAUUAAGCGGCCCAAUGGGAGCAUGUACAGGGCAAAAGAAGGGGGGCUAAAACAGAACCCUAGGGCAGGCCGCAGGAUAGGUGAUGAGAACGGGCCCACCGCCACGGAGAAAAUAGGAAGGUCAGUUGGGAUAUAUUGCUUUAAAAAAAAGAACCUACAUUGUGUUUUCAGGAAUCAUAUUAUGACUGUUUGCUAUCUGUUUUUAUGUACUUAUCUUUUUCAAUAUGUUUUAUAUCUGUGUUUCGGAUGGUGGACGGUUAAUUAUGACCCCAUCCACUAAAUGUCAACUCACUUUCAUUUUGAGCUCUUUAGAAAAACAUUAGUUUCAUGCUCCCAGUUCACUUCUUGCUCACUUGUUGACACAGAGCUCCUUCACAUCGAGCAGACUCCUUCGGUUGAGGUGGUUCCCACAGAGAAACACGAUCUCUAAUCUGCUGCCAACAUUUCCUCUUUCUUUUUCAGAGAGAAUAAUAAACCGUGAGGAUGGCAGUUUUGAGAGGGAGUGCCGCAAUUUCAAAUGAUUCACCUGGAAUAGUGGAGAUUAGCGACACCUUUGACCGGCCUGGCAAAGCCUCUGCUGAAGGUACCUGUGCAGGUACCGACACGUAUGCAGUUGGACUUAAGAAUAAACCUGAUGUGAAAGCGGGUGCCGCAAUUUCUUGUGGUGCAUCUGGAAUAUUGAAGAUGAUCGACACCUUUGACCGGCCUGGCAAAGCUUUUGCUAAAGGUACCUAUGCAGGUACCAACAAGUAUGCAGUUGGACUUGAGGAUGAACAUGGUAAACGUAUCCCCAAGGCCGGAGUUUCCGCAUCUGCAGGAGUGGGUCAUGCACGAGCUGAAUGGAGCAUUUGUGAUGCUGAGGCCAAAGGGCCCAAUGCCAGCGCCGGAGUAGGAGCCUCUGCAGGGACCCUCAGUGCUUCAGCCUUCGCCAGAGCAGAACUGUGCAGUGCUUCAGCCUCUGCUGGUCCUUUGAGAGCUACAGCCGUUGUGAAAGCGGGUGCCGCAAUUUCUUGUGGUGCAUCUGGAUUAGUGGAGAUGAUCGACACCUUUGACCGGCCUGGCAAAGCUUUUGCUAAAGGUACCUAUGCAGGUACCAACAAGUAUGCAGUUGGACUUGAGGAUAAACCUGGUAAACGUAUCCCCAAGGCCGGAGUUUCCGCAUCUGCAGGAGUGGGUCAUGCACGAGGUGAAUGGAGCAUUUUUGAAGCUGAGGCCAAAGGGCCCAAUGCCAGCGCCGGAGUAGGAGCCUCUGCAGGGACUCUCAGUGCUUCAGCCUUCGCCAGAGCAGAAGUGGCCAGUGCUUCAGCCUCUGCUGGUCCUUUGAAAGCUACAGUCGGUCUGUCAGUAGACACCGGUGUCAGUGUUGGUGCUGGCCUAGAGGCAAAGUUGCUGGGCUGUGGCUUCUCUGUUGGCCGUAAAAUGGGCGUUUUUCUGUUCGGCAAUGGGAUUGAAUUCAAUUUAUGAAUGCGUUGACAAGUUUAUGACAAAUGCAUCUCUUUGUGAGUUUGCUCUCUGUUCCAAUUAUUUGACGCAAUUAUAAUUAAGACCGGCUUGUGCAAAUGUAUGACUUCACUGCAGAUUAAGCAUUGUUUAAUAAUAGAUGUGCACUGCUUUAAUAUAACAUAAGCUACAUGUAAUGAAAAAUACUGAUAUAAUAAUGACAUUAGGAACCUUUAUGAAACUACAGUGAAAUAUGAUUGUUCCUUUUCCUUCCAACAACAUCAUGUCACUGCCUUCCAAUCAACUUCAU
Molecule: messenger RNA, 1901 nt
Organism: Gymnodraco acuticeps
Lineage: Eukaryota; Metazoa; Chordata; Actinopteri; Perciformes; Bathydraconidae
Exons: 5
Coding region: 635-1615 (326 amino acids)
Source: RefSeq, a predicted model, not a curated record